UUCCUUUUCAAAGAAAUCACACAUCCAAACAGAGACUAAAGUAUUAUCCUCCCUGCACACAAAACCACCCAUAUAAGUACCCAUUUCCAACCUGGAUCCCCUUGUCCAAAUCCACUUCGCUCCCAAUCCCUAAACGGGUCGGUUCCAUUUCUCUUCAUCGCGCGAUAAUCGCUGCCCCCUUUGAUUACCCGUGAGUCGGUGACUUGUGUUUGAUUAUUUUUGGGAAAACCUAGCUGCUAUAAGCAAGGAGGUGGUGGGGACUUGAAUCACUUGAUUGCUUGGUAUGUGUCGAUUUGUUGCCGAUGCCUUUUGAAUUCGCGGUGUGGCUGACCGAGUCUUGUAUUGGGCCGUGGCAAUCGGAUGUGUAGUCAGUGAAGCUAACCCUCAUUUGAAUUCUUGAUUUGCCAUGGGGUUGAUAUGUAAUGGAGUGGCAAUAUGCUUGCUUCGCAACGAUAAACUUGUAAUGAAUUUAUACAUGACUUGAGGGAUACAAGCACCAAAUGAAUGAAUUAAGAGAAGACAGCAUAAGUGAUAUCUAAAGUAUUUGAGAAGACAGAUCCCAAUUCUUUCCUGUGACCCCCUAGUAUAGAUAUAUGGGCUGAAGUGUGCUUUACAUGGGAGGUGUAGAGGAUGAUGAACCACCAUCGAAGCGUGUGAAGGUGACCUCUGUAGAUUCAGGGGGUAUUUCAAACAGUUUAUACCUUAGACAGAGAGGUUGCUCAUUUAGUGACUCAAUGGCUCGGCUUUUGGCAAUUGAGGGGGAUGAUGAGGUUGUUGGUUCAAAAGGUGUCAUAAAGAAAGUCGAGCUUGUUCGUGUUAUAGCCGAGGCAUUGUAUUCACUUGGCUAUUCAAAGUCAGGGGCAUGCCUAGAGGAAGAGUCUGGAAUCCCCUUUCAUGCCCCUGAGAUAGAUUUGUUUAUGCGUCAUAUUCUUGAAGGUCAAUGGGAUGACAGUGUUUCCGUGUUGCACAAAUUUGGUGUAAUAGAUGAAACAUUAACUAAGCUAGCAUCUUUGGUAAUAUUUGAGCAGAAAUUCUUUGAACUUUUAGAUGAUGGAAAGAUCAUGGAUGCUUUAAAGACGCUGCGGACAGAGAUCACUCCACUUUGCAUCAAUUAUGAGAGAGUUAGAGAGCUGUCUUCCUUCGUUUUGUCUCCAUCACAAAAUUUACUCGAUGGAACUUCUAGUAAAGGGUCAAAACUCGAAUCUCGUAAAAAGUUACUGGAUAAAUUGCGCAAGUUGCUUCCCCCAACAGUGAUAGUUCCGGAGAAAAGAUUGGUGCAUCUUGUCGAGCAGGCCCUUGUCUUGCAAAAGGAUGCAUGUAAGUUUCACAAUUCCUCGGUUGGGAAAAUGUCGUUGCUUGCUGAUCAUCAGUGUGGGAGAGACCAUAUUCCUACACAAACAUUGCAGGUAUUACAAGAACACAAUGAUGAAGUAUGGUUUUUGCAAUUUUCUCACAAUGGAAAAUACUUGGCCUCGUCAUCUGGGGAUCGCCUUGUUAUUAUAUGGGAGGUCAUGGAUGAUGGUCAAGUUUCUUUAAAACAUCGAUUAUACGGUCACCAGAAACCUGUAUCCUGUAUAUCGUGGAGCCCCGAUGAUAACCAACUCCUUACAUGUGGAGUAGACGAGCUAGUUAGACGAUGGGAUGUUGCCUUAGGGGAAUGCCUCUAUACAUACGAGAAAAGCGGUCUUGGUUUGGUCUCUUGUGCGUGGGCGCCGGACGGGAAGAGCGUCUUUUCCGGUGUUACCGAUAAAAGCAUCAGCAUGUGGGAUCUGGAAGGAAAAGAGUUGGAAUGUUGGAGAGGGCAGAGAACUCUUAGGAAUGCGGACUUGGGCAUCACUAGUAAUACAAAAGAGCUUGUUAGCGUUUGUAAAGAAACCGUGAUACUAUUGUUCGGAUGGGAGUCUAAGUCCGAGCGAUUCAUCGAGGAGGAUCAGAUAAUAACUUCGUUCUCUUUGUCUGAAGACGGCAAGUUCUUGCUCCUCAGCCUCUGGAACGAAGAGCUUCAUCUUUGGAGUAUUGAGGGAUGCCCCAGGCUGGUAUCUAAAUACAAAGGUCACAAACGCUCGCGUUUCGUUGUGCAGUCUUGCUUCGGGGGAUUAGAGCAUGCAUUUAUUGCCAGCGGUAGCGAGGACUCGCAGGUUUACAUAUGGCACCGGCUCUCGGGAGAGCUCAUUCUAACGCUAGCUGGGCACACCGGGGCUGUAAACUGCGUCAGCUGGAAUCCGGCGAACCCCCAUAUGCUGGCAUCAGCGAGCGACGAUCGGACGAUACGAAUCUGGGGACUGAAUCAGGUUAAUAUGAACUACAAUGGGAGGCAUAGUAAUGGAGUUCAUCACUGCGACGGAGGGAGUUGAAGUUGGAAGGGAAAAUGCUCUAAUUUCUUCUUAGUCAUUGCUUUUUAUGUAAGUUCUUUUGCUUAAAUGUUUAAUCCAAACUAUAACACAAGAUGAAUGUGAAUUUGCAUCCAAUGUGAUAAUAAUAUCUAGCUCUCUCACUUUCCUUCA
Molecule: messenger RNA, 2504 nt
Organism: Salvia miltiorrhiza (redroot sage)
Lineage: Eukaryota; Viridiplantae; Streptophyta; Magnoliopsida; Lamiales; Lamiaceae
Product: WD repeat-containing protein 26 homolog
Exons: 6
Coding region: 615-2354 (579 amino acids)
Molecular function (GO): protein binding
Source: RefSeq, a predicted model, not a curated record